UGCGACGCCAGGGGUUAUUAAUGCGCAUGUGUCGAUCGUUCUGAAGAUACCGCGGUGGCUGCCGGGAGGAGGUGGAAAGCCAGGAAGUAAACAUUGACCCAUCGCUUUGGUUUCUGUGCGGUGGUUUUGGGGUCGGCUGCGGCGGGACUGGAGGAGGGCAAUUAACCAUGUCAGCUGCAGCUGUGGAUGCAGUUAAUGCUGCCUCCCUGUCGGGGUCCAAAGAAAUGAGUUUGGAGGAACCAAAGAAGAUGACCAGAGAGGACUGGAGAAAGAAGAAGGAACUAGAAGAACAGAGAAAACUGGGUAAUGCUCCUGCAGAAGUUGACGAAGAAGGGAAAGACAUCAACCCUCAUAUUCCUCAGUAUAUUUCUUCCGUGCCAUGGUAUAUUGAUCCAUCAAAAAGACCUACUUUAAAGCAUCAGAGACCACAACCAGAGAAACAGAAGCAGUACAGCUCCUCUGGAGAAUGGUACAAGAGGGGUGUAAAAGAGAAUUCCAUAACAACUAAGUACCGCAAAGGAGCAUGUGAAAAUUGUGGCGCCAUGACACACAAAAAGAAAGACUGCUUUGAGAGACCCAGGCGAGUUGGAGCAAAAUUUACAGGUACUAAUAUAGCUCCAGAUGAACAUGUCCAGCCUCAGCUGAUGUUUGACUAUGAUGGGAAGAGGGAUCGGUGGAAUGGCUACAAUCCGGAAGAACACAUGAAAAUUGUAGAGGAAUAUGCCAAAGUUGAUCUGGCAAAACGAACACUGAAAGCCCAGAAACUCCAAGAAGAGUUGGCGUCAGGAAAAUUAGUGGAACAGGCUAAUUCUCCAAAACACCAGUGGGGAGAAGAGGAACCAAAUUCUCAGACGGAAAAAGAUCAUAAUAGUGAAGAUGAGGACGAAGAUAAAUAUGCAGAUGAUAUUGACAUGCCUGGACAGAACUUUGACUCUAAGAGACGAAUUACUGUCCGGAAUCUCAGGAUUCGAGAAGAUAUUGCAAAAUAUUUGCGGAAUUUAGAUCCAAAUUCUGCUUACUAUGAUCCCAAAACUAGAGCGAUGAGAGAGAAUCCCUAUGCCAAUGCAGGAAAGAACCCAGAUGAAGUGAGCUAUGCGGGAGAUAACUUUGUUAGAUACACAGGCGAUACCAUUUCAAUGGCUCAGACACAGUUGUUUGCUUGGGAAGCCUAUGACAAGGGAUCUGAAGUGCAUCUGCAAGCCGAUCCUACAAAACUUGAGCUGUUGUAUAAGUCCUUCAAAGUCAAAAAAGAAGACUUCAAGGAACAGCAGAAAGAAAGCAUCCUGGAAAAGUAUGGCGGCCAAGAACACCUGGAUGCCCCUCCAGCUGAGUUGCUUUUAGCUCAGACCGAAGACUAUGUGGAGUACUCAAGACAUGGGACAGUCAUCAAAGGACAGGAGCGGGCCGUCGCCUGCUCUAAGUAUGAGGAGGAUGUGAAGAUCCACAAUCACACGCAUAUCUGGGGAUCUUACUGGAAAGAAGGCCGAUGGGGAUACAAAUGCUGUCACUCUUUUUUCAAGUAUUCCUAUUGUACUGGAGAAGCUGGGAAGGAGAUUGCUAAUUCAGAGGAAUGUCUUGUAAAUGAUAUCACUGGAGAAGAAUCGGUGAGAAAACCUCAAACCCUCAUGGAGAUGCAUCAGGAAAAACUAAAAGAGGAGAAAAAGAAGAAGAAGAAGAAGAAGAAGCAGCAUCGAAAGAGCAGUUCAGACAGCGAGGACGAAGAAAAGAAACAUGAAAAAUUGAAAAAGGCACUGAAUGCAGAGGAGGCCCGCCUUCUCCAUGUCAAGGAGAUCAUGCAGAUUGAUGAGAGGAAGCGGCCUUACAAUAGCGUAUACGAAACUCGGGAACCCACGGAAGAGGAAAUGGAGGCCUACAGAAUGAAACGUCAGAGGCCCGAUGACCCCAUGGCCUCCUUCCUUGGACAGUAGUAACUAGUCGUAGAUGGUCACCCAAGAUAGACACUGCUGAUACAUUCUUUGAGCUUCUUGCUGAUGAUUGUAGGUGGAAAACUCUGUGUCUACUCUUCUUGUGCCUGACUUUAAUAAAGGUUCCUGAAGUCUCAUGGUAAA
This is a messenger RNA of Equus caballus (horse), 2069 nucleotides long. It is a transcript of the gene SLU7, whose product is annotated as SLU7 homolog, splicing factor. NCBI's taxonomy places the organism in Eukaryota, Metazoa, Chordata, Mammalia, Perissodactyla, Equidae. The record is from RefSeq and is a predicted model, not a curated record. Gene Ontology annotation, cellular component: spliceosomal complex. Gene Ontology annotation, biological process: mRNA splicing, via spliceosome. Gene Ontology annotation, molecular function: pre-mRNA 3'-splice site binding.